Messenger RNA from Aspergillus piperis CBS 112811, 1113 nucleotides. RefSeq names its product kinase-like protein. The record is from RefSeq and is a predicted model, not a curated record. Gene Ontology annotation, molecular function: ATP binding; protein kinase activity. The transcript is spliced from 3 exons. The coding region runs from base 1 to 1113 and encodes 370 amino acids. Gene Ontology annotation, biological process: spliceosomal complex assembly; regulation of mRNA processing; protein phosphorylation. Lineage: Eukaryota; Fungi; Ascomycota; Eurotiomycetes; Eurotiales; Aspergillaceae.
AUGCCACCUCCGCAAUGGAACAAUGAGGCCGUAUACUGGCCCGAAGACGGUGUAGAGAACCUAGAGGGCUACGCUACGGGCGGAUACCAUCCGACGUAUAUUAACGAUGAAUUUUCGAAUGGCAGAUACAGAGUUGUCCACAAACUAGGUUAUGGUUCCUAUUCGACUGUUUGGCUUGCUCACGAUCGGAAAGAAAGUCGGUAUGUCGCAUUGAAGAUCAUGAUUGCAGAUGUUUCGGAAAGAAGCGUCGAGUCAAAGAUUCUACAGCAUCUUCAAAGGGGUGGUGAUCUUACCCACCCGGGCCGUAAAUACAUUUCUUCACUGCAUGAUCAAUUUUCCUUCAAAGGUCCAAACGGGCAUCACAUGUGUCUAGUGAGCGAGGUCGCUGGCUGCAGUGUUGCUGAAUCCAAGGAGAAUAGCCCCCGCUUCAUGUUCUCCCUGGAUAUAGCUAGAGCAAUUGCCGCUCAAGUUACUAUGGGACCGGCCUAUAUGCAUUCCCUUGGUGUAGGGCAUGGAGCGCCCCCCAUCCAAUCAUGUGCGCCCGCGCACGCCAUCAUACCCAUGAACCUGAUCAUCGUCCCAAGCGACCAGGUCGUAAAUUGCAGAGUCAAAAUUACUGACUUUGGCUCCUCAUCUUUCUUCUUUGGCAAAGAGCCACUGGAGUUACACACACCAACGGCUUUGCUUCCUCCCGAAGCAUUCUUCCAGGAACCCCCCAUCACCCCAGCCGCCGACAUAUGGACCCUUGGCUGUACGCUAUACGAUAUCCUCGGCGAAAGGCCCCUCUCCGAAACCUGGGCAGAUGAUCCAGAUGAUGUGAUUGGGGAAAUGAGACCUAAGCUUUUCCUCGAAGAAAACGGCUCCUGGAACCCAAACUUUAAUAGGAUCCAGACACCUGAAUUUAGACCUUUGGACCGGCGACUCUGGCAGAUGGGGAGAGGAGAGACUCCUCAAAUUUGCGAAUUUCAGGAGAUGGAGAUGGCUAGCUUCAAGAGGUUGCUGGAGGGGAUGUUGGCUUAUGAGCCGUUGGAGCGGGUAUCAGCGCGUGAGGCGAUGGAGUCUGACUUCAUGCUGAAAUGGGCGCGUCCCGCACUGUUGAGGCUUGAGGGUUGA